AUGUCGGAAGAAGAAAAAGAGCUUCUGGCUCGCAUCGGGCAGCUAGCGGGCCAAAUCAACAGACACAAAAGUCAACAGGCUGGAGUCGGGGCCACCUCGAGCCGCCAAGCUAGUGACUAUCGAAGUCCGUUUACGAUUAACACAGCGAGUCGCUAUGGUGCUGACUUGAGAAAAGGAGGAAAUACAUAUCGCCCACGCAGCGCUUAUAAUGGCUCGGCAUAUAGAGUUGGGCGAGCGCAAAACAACCACCGCCAUCGGACCCUUCACCUCAACCAAUCUCGGCCACCAUCUGAUUCCAAUACUCCAAGUCCGGGCUCAACAACUGGAAGCAGUGGCUGGGUAUCUAGAAACGACCGACAUCGACAGCUAAUCAACGCCAACGUCUAUGAGAAGGAUACCCAGAACCGCGUCAGAGCCAUUGAAGAGACGAGGCAAAAGAAGCUGCAGGACCGGAAGAUGCGCGAAAAAAUUCAACUGAAGGAUUUUUUGCGCCAUCAGGCCAGCGCGACUAAUGCGGUUGCUAACUCCAAACCUGGUGUAGGCAACGCUGAGAUUAUGAUUGAAGGCAUCCGCUUCCAUGUAGCCGAUGGCGGCAAGAAACUUGUUAAAUCAUCAGGUUCCUGCCCCAAAGGCCCGUCUUGUCGAUAUCAACAUGAUCCUACCAGAGUGGCUGUAUGCAAAGACUUUUUGAAGGACGGCAAGUGUCCCAACGGCGAGUCCUGCGACCUUUCCCAUGAUGUUUCUCCCGAACGCGUUCCGAAUUGCUUGCACUAUGCAAAAGGCCACUGCACAAAGGCCGAUUGUCCAUACACGCACUCCAGAGCAGCGCCCGGUGCUUUGGUUUGCGAGGCAUUCGGCUUCUACGGCUACUGUGACAAGGGAGCUUCCUGCACUGAGCGUCAUGUUUUCGAAUGCCCUGACUUUAGCAAUACCGGCAUCUGCAAGAGUAAAGGAUGUAAACUCCUCCACCGUGAAAGGGCAAGCGUCCUGCGAAACCAGGCCAAAGCCAACGACGCUAUGGAUGAAGAUGUAUCCAGCGACGAAGAAGCAGUGGACUCAGACGACGUUGACUCAGAUGAGGUUGCAGAAUUCAUCGAAGCAGAAUCAGACGACUCUGACUUUGAGAAUCAAAAGGACUUUAUACCCCUCUAG
Messenger RNA from Metarhizium brunneum ARSEF 3297, 1152 nucleotides. NCBI's taxonomy places the organism in Eukaryota, Fungi, Ascomycota, Sordariomycetes, Hypocreales, Clavicipitaceae. The record is from RefSeq and is a predicted model, not a curated record.